CCCAUCUCCCAACCAUCCAACGACGAAGAAGAGGAAGGCAAAGGAAGAAGGAAACCCAUCUGCGUCGCCCUAAAGGUCGUGGCAAGGAGAUGGAAGAAGACAGAGAUCUGUAAGCAAUCUUCCAUCGCCUGCCCUCCUCUUGUAGCUCCAGUUGCGGCGUAGAAGAAAGGGGGGCGAUGAUUGGGAAGCCCGCCUUCGGCAAGGGCAAACCCGGCAGCAGCGGCGGGAGCGACCAACAGGGCAACGCUCGCUUCCUUCACGAGAUCGAAGCCCUCAGCAAAGCCCUAUCCGUCGACCCCAAGCAGCCCCGACACCCACGGUCCUCCUCCGACGACCGCCGGUCCAUCUCCGCCGGCCGAUCUCACCUCAAGGCCCCCUCCAAUCCCAAACCCUCCUCCUCCGACAAGCAGAAGGAUAAGAAGAAGCCCGGGUCUUCGUCCCUUUGGGGCUGGAACCCUAUCAAGAAGGCCCUCUCCCACAUCGGCGGCCACCGCCGCUUCGACUGCUGCUUUUCCCUCCAUGUCCAUUCUAUCGAGGGCCUCCCGGCGGCCCUCGCUGGUGCCUCGCUCGCUGUGUACUGGCGCCGCACCACCGACCCCGUUUCCUCCGCCGCCGCCACUCGCCCGGCCCGCGUCCUCCAUGGCGCUGCUCUGUUUGGGGAAAGCCUCACCUACCGCUGCUCCGUGCACGGCGCCCGCAGCGGGCCGGGCGGCACGGCCAAGUAUGAGGCGCGGCACUUCCUGAUCUACCCCGCUCUCACGGUCGGCGCCCCUGGGCUGGACCUCGGGCGCCACCUGGUGGACCUCACCCGCGUGCUGCCAGCCACACUCGAGGAGCUCGAGGAUGCAGAGAAGGCGUUCGGCAAGUGGAGCACGAGCUACCGGCUUUCGGGUAAGGCAAGGGGAGCAUCCCUCAAUGUCAGCUUUGGGUUCUCACUGGUGGGAAAUAAUUCUGUGGAUGCCGGCGCACGAGAGAGGGAGGGGUCCAGAAUGUUGAAUUCGGAGGAAGGAGGGCUCGAUAAGGUCAAUUGGCAGGGCCCGAUGGCUCCUGCGGGAAGCCGGCUUCAACAUCAUGGCCGGUGCCAGUCAGUGAAGGAUGUUAAGGUACUUCAUGAGGUCUUACCGAGCUCCAAGUCAGAUGCCUUGGCCUUGGCUAAUUUUGAGAGGCAAGCGAAGCCAGAGAAGUCCAAUGACUCUAAGGAACUUCCAACUUUGGAUGCUGAUGCAAAGCGAGAGCUUCAGAUCAUUGUGGAACAGAUUCAAUCUACAGAGUUGAGGACUUGCUUAGUAUCAGAGCUCUUGGAAGGAACUGAGGAAGAGCCUCAGCUCUUGGACGGAAUUGAGGUGGAGUCACAUCUGCCGAAGCCUUGUAUUUUGCCGGAGGCUAUCAAAGGAAGUGAUGAACGGGAGUGCGAUGAGCCCAAAUUCAUGGUGAUCGAACACGGGGUAGAGAUUGUAUCAAAAGACUGGACUUGCAAAACCAGUGGUGACAUUGAGAUUGACGAGUCUGCUGGUGAUGACGAAGCGGGUGAGGCCAGAAAGGAAGGACUGGAUGCGAAACCAGAAGAACCAGUUGCGGAAAUGGCUCAGCAGGAAAGCCAUAAUCUGCAUGAUGCUUCAUUGUUGACUGGUGAGGCCAAAAUGGAAGAAGGGUCAGAUAUGAAGAUACAUGAACCCGAUGCGGAAGAAGCUGAGCAUGACAUCUAUAAUCCACAAGAGGCCACAUUGUUGGUUGUGGAUCCACCGGUGCAAGACCUAGAUUCUAUCUUUGGUGAGCUCUCGGUUCUUGAAUUAGGGGAAUUUGAGUCUCCAGAUAUCCAAGGCGAACCAACCAAGCAACUGAGUCAUGGGGACAUUAAGUCUAACUACAAGAUGGCAAAUUUGCUGAGCAGGUCCCGUAGCUUAGAUGCUGUCACAGAGUCUGUUGCCAGUGAAUUCUUAAGCAUGCUAGGUAUAGAGCAUAGUCCUUUCGGAUUGAGUUCGGACAGUGAUCCAGAUUCACCAAGGGAGCGGUUGUGGAAGCAAUUUGAGAAGGAAUCACUAGCUUCAGGUGAUAAUAUCUUUGGUCUUGAUGCUGGAAUGGAGAAGCAGCCCUAUUGGGAUGAACUUUCAGAUGGUCUUGAUCUCUCAGUAAUUAUUCAAGAAGCUGAGACAGAGCUUCAGAACGCGGAACUGGCAAUGAACAACAUGAAAUCCAGGGCUAAAAUGCUGGAAGAUGCAGAAACAGAAGCUUUGAUGCAUGCAUGGGGCUUGAAUGAAGAGGCCUUUCAUUGCUCUCCGCCUGGGAGCGGCGGUGGAUUUGGUAGUCCCAUCGACCUCCCUCCGGAAGAGCCACUUGAGUUGCCACUGCUUGGUGAGGGCUUGGGUCCUAUUGUUCAAACAAAAGAUGGAGGUUUUUUGCGGUCCAUGAACCCUUUGAUGUUUAGGAACGCAAAGAACAAAGAGAACUUGAUCAUGCAGGUGUCCAGCCCCAUUGUGGUUCCUGCAGAAAUGGGUUCUGGGAUCAUGGAGAUAUUGCAGCGAUUAGCUUCAGUGGGCAUUGAAAAACUAUCAAGGCAAGCAAGCAAGCUGAUGCCGCUAGAAGAUAUCACUGGUAAGACAAUGCAACAGAUAGCCUGGGAUUCUGCAACUGCUCUGGAUUCUUGUGAAAGGAAUGACUUAUUAGAAAAUCAUUAUCCAGAAACAGGGUUGGCUGCUUCUCAUAAUGUCUCUGGGAGGAGGAAGAAAGGUAAUGGCAUGUCUCUAGCUUCCUCCAGCACUGGGGAAAUGAUAUCUGAAUAUGUUUCACUGGAGGAUCUAGCUCCAAUGGCAAUGGAUAAGAUUGAAGCCCUUUCAAUUGAGGGGUUGAGAAUACAGACAGGCAUGUCUGAUGAAGAAGCACCUUCAAAUGUUAGCCCCCAGUCUAUCGGAGAAAUUUCAGCAUUGGAAGGAAAAGGAGCCGACAAUAGCUGGUCUCUAGGUCUGGAAGGCACAGCUGGAUUACAGCUUUUGGACAUUAAAGACAGCGGGCACGAUGUAGAUGGCUUAAUGGGUUUGUCUAUAACACUAGAUGAGUGGAUGAAGCUUGAUUCAGGCAUAAUUGAUGAGGAAGAUCAGGACAGUGAUCGAACAUCGAAGAUUCUGGCAGCCCAUCAUGCUAAUUCAAUGGACUUGAUUUGUGGUGAGUGGAAGGAAGACAAGAGAGGUAGGAAAAAAUCUGGUAGAAAGUGGGGAUUGUUGGGGAAUAACUUCACUGUUGCUCUGAUGGUACAGCUCCGGAAUCCCUUAAGGAACUAUGAGCCAGUGGGCACGCCAAUGCUUGCUUUAAUUCAAGUUGAGCGAGUUUUUGUUCCCCCGAAACCUAAAAUAUACAGCACUGUUUCAGAAAAGGGAAACAGUGAACAAGAAGAUGAGGUUGAGACUGAAAGCAAACCAUUGACCAAGGAGGAGAAACAUGAGGAAGAGGUCAUUCCUCAGUACAAAAUCACUGAGGUACAUGUUGCGGGUCUAAAAACAGAACCUAACAAGAGAAGUCUUUGGGGUAAUCCCAAGCAACAACAGUCUGGUUCUAGGUGGUUGCUUGCUACUGGAAUGGGCAAGAGUAAUAAGCAUCCGUUUAUGAAGUCGAAGACAGUUGCAAAACCUUCUCAAGACAUGACAGCCAAAGUGCAGCCAGGAGAUACUCUUUGGAGCAUUUCUUCACGUGUUCAUGGCAGUGGGGCCAAAUGGAAAGAGCUAGCGGCUCUGAACCCUCACAUAAGGAACCCUAAUAUCAUCUUCCCGAAUGAAACUAUUAAGCUGCGUUGAGUACAGUAAGCACAUGGUAAAACACUAUCACAUGAGCCUUUUGUACAGAGGGCAGAUGGGUUGCAUGGGGUGCAUUGUCGUUCAUCGUUUGGUUUCUGCAGCUUAAUAUUACGGGCACCUGUCAUGCCUGGAUUCCAUAUUGUAAGGACUAAAUAUGGUUGCAUUUCAUCGUUGAGUUUCUUGUUGCACAUACUUUCGAAAACAAAUCUUAAUAGCCAUGCAGGCAAUUUAUGUAACUAAGCAUCUUUCUAUAAAUAGAUCUGCAUUGUUUGUGUCUA
Messenger RNA from Musa acuminata AAA Group (dessert banana), 4063 nucleotides. RefSeq names its product protein PLASTID MOVEMENT IMPAIRED 1-RELATED 1-like. The record is from RefSeq and is a predicted model, not a curated record. Lineage: Eukaryota; Viridiplantae; Streptophyta; Magnoliopsida; Zingiberales; Musaceae. The coding region runs from base 177 to 3785 and encodes 1202 amino acids. The transcript has 2 exons.